Messenger RNA from Frieseomelitta varia, 5760 nucleotides. RefSeq lists its product as uncharacterized. Gene Ontology annotation, molecular function: peptidase inhibitor activity. Gene Ontology annotation, cellular component: extracellular region. The transcript has 5 exons. Lineage: Eukaryota; Metazoa; Arthropoda; Insecta; Hymenoptera; Apidae. The coding region runs from base 659 to 4171 and encodes 1170 amino acids. The record is from RefSeq and is a predicted model, not a curated record.
UUUCUGCGCAACUCGGGGAGCUUUUUCCCCUGUCCCUCGCCAUCUGCUGGAGGCUGCACGAGUGAGGAGAUGUAUUGAACAGGCUGAAUGCGCGUGGAGAGAUGCGCGAGUAUCCGCGAAUUCCCGGCAGCACGGGGCCGCAGUCCGCACAAUAAAGAAAAAAAUUGCCACGGUGUUAGGGGGGAAACGGUGAGGCGGCGUGCGGGACAGAGACAGGAGAGGCCGUCCUAAUCCUCCUGGACGCCGAAGAGGCAGACUCGAUUAAUAGUCACGGUCGCGAGAGAAACUCCUCGGCGUCGUCCUCGUGCGCGCGUCAGCCUCGCGGGAUGAGACCGCUGCUGCUGCUGCUUUAAGCGGAGCUUCCGCAACGUAGUGCCAUUCAAUGGACCGCCGCGUCGCGUCCCGUGAUCGUCGUUUCUGGUGAAACGGUUUUUCAAUUCGCGACACUGCGCGCCGCGACAUUUCCACGUUAAUCGGUGGAUCCCUGUCGACGCGAUCGCUGCGCGUCGUUGCGUCGUCGCGAGUGUUACGCGAGUGCGUUACAGACGGCGAGUCGGUGUCGAGCGCGAGUCGAGAGUAUCUCUCGAGUGCGUGAAUCGCGUUCGCGACUGAGCGAGCGAGCGAGCGGUCGAUCAGUAGCGGACAGACGCCCGAUACGAUGAGACCCGGUGGGUUCCUUCUGUUGCACCUUCUGCUCCUCUGCAUAUUUUUCCUGACGUCGGAAGCGAGGCUCGGCCAGCAGGCGGCCGACGACGACGACGACGACGACGACGAUGACUGGGACGACGAGGACGACGAGGACGACGACACCGACGAGCAGAGCUACCAGACGAAGCCCGAGGUGGACGACGACGGCCGUAUAUACAAGAACCCGAGGAAUUCACCGUCGGCGAUGUGUCCGAGGGACGAGGGACAGGCGGAACUGCUCGGCCAGAAGUGUCUGCGUAAGUGCUCCACCGACGAGGAUUGCAAGAGCAAGAAGAAGAAGUGCCGAUGCGACGGUGUUUGCGGGAUGUCUUGCAUCAAGCCCGAGAGGGAAUGCCUGACGCUCAAUGAAAUCCCGUACGGCGUGAUGACCGUAACUGGGCGAUAUUUCGGCGAUCGGGCCCAUUACACCUGCGACCCGGACUAUUUCAUCGUCGGGCUGACCGAACGGACGUGCAGGGCCGACGGCAAAUGGACCGGCACGACGCCCUCCUGCAAGAAAGACUCGAGGUCCUUCUGCUCACAGCCGCCCAAGGUGAAGAACGCGCGGCACAACGCUCUACCCGAGCAGACCACUUUCGACUUGGACCACGAGGUCCAAUACUUUUGCAAUCACGGCUACAUGACCACCGGUAUCAGGAAGGCGAGGUGCCUGUUGAUGGAAGGCAUCGCUAGCUGGUUCGGCCCCGACAUCAACUGCGAGGCGCAAAAGUGCGGACCUCCCGCCGAUAUCGCGAACGGCUGGCACGCCGGUGAAUGUUACACGUACGACUGUCGCGUGUCGUAUCACUGCGCUGAUGGCUACGAAUUGGUCGGCAAGGCGGAGAAACUGUGCUUGGCAGACGGCACAUGGACCCCCAAGGAAUCACCGCAAUGUGUCCAAGUUACGACGGUGCAAUGCCCGAAACCGGAGAAUCCAGUGAACGGGAAAGCGGUGUACACUUCGUACGCGUACAAUUCCAUCGUGUCGUACGAGUGCAAGUACGGGUACACGGUGAUCGGCGCGACAACCAGACGCUGCGGGGCAGAUAGAAAAUGGACCGGGAAGACACCUACCUGCCAGGAGAUUAAUUGCGGUUCACCUGGUGUUUUGUACAACGGUUGGAUUGAGAAUAUCGAGGCGGGUACGGGCCUGGGUGCCAGCAUAAUUUUCCGCUGCAACGACCACAUGAAGCUCGAGGGGAACACAUCGUCGGUUUGUCAGAUCGACGGGAAAUGGCGGUACCCGUUGCCGCAGUGUCUCGCGCCGUGCGUCGUGCCUCAGAUCGAGAACGGGAACAUCACGGUGGCCAGCCACGACAGGGAUCACAUCAACAACGUGACGGUGGUCGAGCACGGCGAGAGGCUGCUGGUCUACUGCGAGGAGAAUUACGAAUUCGCGGCGAACAGCACGCCGGUGGUGUGCAACAACGGCACGUGGUCGAUAGUGCCGAGUUGCUCGCCGGCCAGGUGCAAGCUGAUGCCGAAGACGCCGAAAAACGGGAUAGUGAUUGCGCCGAAGACCGACCACGGCAUGAAGGCGAUAUUCAAAUGCAAGGACGGUUUCAAGAUUGUCGGCGGUGGGCCGCAGAACGCCUCCAAGUCGGUGGAAUGCCAGUACGGGAAUUGGAUCGGUGACAUUCCUCACUGCAUCCAAGUAUUCUGCCCUUUCCCCGGUUUCAUUGAGAACGGCAAGGUCUUCCUGAUGGGCAACAUGGGCGUCUACGAUUACAGGCCGUACGUGAGGAAGGUUGUGAACAACAAGCAGAUUAUGUACGACUGCGAGAAGGGAUACGUUCUGGAAGAGGGACCCACCGGGGCCACCUGUAUCGGUGGAACCUGGUAUCCGAAAGAGCUGCCCAAGUGCAUUCUUGGACAGCAUCCCAGGCUCAGAUGGAGCCGGCGUCGAAGGUCCGUGAGCGAGGAGGAUCUUACUAUGAACUACAGGAAGUUCAUCGAGUUCUUCCGCAAGAUCGGCAAGAAGCUGCUGCACCUGGAGAUGAACAAGAGCAAGGAGCACUCGAAGCACAAGAUCGAGGGGAAGAACGGGAAUUCCAGCCGCCACGAUAACAGCACGGAGGCUCUGUCGUGGAAGAAGCACUCGGGCCACGGGAACAGAUCGCGUCUUCGCGAGGAGAAGAUGAUCGACUUUCUGAAGAUCGUCUAUCGGAAGCUGCAGCGUAUCGACGCCAGGCAGUCCAACAACUCCACCAACAGCAGCAUGCACGAUCUUCUGAACGCCAUGAGCAAGAACUUCUUCCACGUGGAUCUGUCCGAGUCUCGGAGAAACAACUCCGGCAAGAGUCGUUCAGAGUUCGAGAUUCGAAACCAGAGAGAGUUCAUCAAGCUGAAGCGAGAGUUUGAGAGGAUCAUGCGAUUCUACAACAAGUCGAUGCGCUGGAACGAGAAGCAGAAUCGGAAGGACUCGAAGAAGAAGGGCCAGUCUCACGGCGAGAAGGGGAAGAACAAGUCGAAGGACAAGAAGAAGCAUCGCAAGAACUACUACAAAGGGUUCUACGAGUUUGUCAACAGCUACGUGACCGAGAAGCUGUCGAUGCUGGAGGCCCGAAACGCCACCGAGGAGCUGAUCAAGAACAUGAAGAUCGACAAGUUCACCGUGCGAAACGGCACGACGUUCACAGUAGGUGAGAUGUACGCGUUCUUCAAACAUAUCAUAGAGGCUAAAUUGAACGGCACGGAAGACACGAUGCAGGCAGAGGCGUCGACGACCGCGUCUUCCUCCUUCACGAGCACAACCGCGACCAUUGGCAGUAGCGGGAACAGGAGCAGCAACAGCAGCAGCAGCAGCAGCAGCACGGUGACAACGUCGAGCACGACGUCGAGCACAAGCAGCACGACCACGACGCUGGCGACGCCGAGGGAGAUCGAGGCGCGCGAUAAUCGAUCUUCGACGAUGGCCAGUAACGAGUCUUCGAUGCUGGACAACGAGAUCCCGGCCAAAGAAGGAGUGCCAAAGCACCGCAGCAAGCGAAUACGAAACGCGUCCGAGGACAGUGGUCCUCCGCGUCAGAAGAGAAGGCUGCUGUCCUUGAACGGGCUGUCGAUGAACGCCAACAACAACAACAACAACAGCAACAAUAAAAAGAGAAGCGCCAUCAAGGUUGUCGGCUCGUCGUCGUGGAGGAGCGAGAAGCCGAGGGUUUCCAAGAGGUUCACGGCCUACGACGACGAGAAAACCAGGCUGUUCACGUUCAAGGAGCUCGAGGCUCAACAGCAGAGCCGCUCGAAACGAUUCCUGCCACCGUCCGAGCUGGAUAAUCAAAUCUUUUUAAAGAACUUGUAUCUGCACGCGUACGAGAACGAGUACCGGGCGAACGUGAAACGUUCGAUCGUUCAUGGAAAUCACACGAACGACCAACAGCAGCAGCAGCAGCAGCAGCAGCAGCAGCAGCAGCAGCAGCAACAGCAGCAGCCGGCCGUCUACAGGAGGCGCAAAGGUAACCUGGACGCCUACGAGAUCAAGUGAACGAAAUUGCGCGGGAUUGAUUGUGUUGUGAUAUUAUAUUGACGGAAUUUACUGAGGUCAUUAAUCACCGAUAUCAAUUCGACUUUAGGCGAGUAUACUUCUAUAUACGAUAGGAUUGUAAUCGUUGUCCCUCGUGUCGAUGCGCAUUGUAAGACGUGUAUCGCGCUUUUUUUCAAUGAAUCGAUCUUUUCCCAUUUUUUCAUGGAGUGUCUCGGUGUAACCUGGUCUCAACCACUGGGGUUUCAGUUCAAUUGUUCGACGCUUAUUCGCCGCGAUGUGAGCUGAUGGAGAGUUCAAGGCGUUUGCUUUUCUUUCUUCUCUUUAUUUCGUCCUCGUUUAUUCGUCGUUGUGAUGAUCGAUGGUUACUCGAUCUGUCCCUUGAUCCGUGGAACGUGAGAAUUGGCGCCCGAGCCGUUUGCGCCGUUGAAAUCGUCGCUGAGAGAGGAGGAUCGAGAAAAGGAGUACGUUGCAGGGCUUCUUUCGAUCGGCUGAACGUCUGAGACUGAACGACUUCGAGUUUUCACGUAACGUAACUUUCUUAGGCUUUCUUUUCGCUUUCUUCCGUGCGGACGUCUGCAGCGGACGAAUUUUCAAAGAGAGAUCGACGAGAAAAAAGCUGGCCAAAUUUUCUUACUUUCGUUUGUCUGUGAUAUGAUACUUGGUGAAAGCAGCGGUUCUUCGUUCAGAGCGACGAGUAAUAUAUAGCGUCAAUCAAACGAACACGAAGAACAGAAAUGAGUAAAUCAAAACGGAGUGGAUGCUUCGACUGCAACGGGUGCAAAAGUAGACAUUGUAGCAGCCAGUCGCUGAACGUAGAGGUAAUCGCUAGCGUGUCGAGAGCGUGUCGUUUCGUUUCCACUGUAGCCAGCUCGCAUCGCAAAAAAAAAAGGAGAAAAAAAAGUAGAGUAUUUCAAACUCUUCGAAAAAUCGUACUAGUAGAAGGAUAUGUUAAACGUAUUUUAAGUGUAUGGUGAAAAAAGGCGUCCGGAAAAGAAAAAAAGAAAAAAAAAAACGAAGAAAGGAAAAAAUUGAAAAAAGUAGACGAGUCGAGAAAGAAAGAAAAUGAAACACGUUCGGAACUCGUUCGAUCAAAACGAUCUUCCGUUGUAUAAUCGAUUAAGUUUUCACGAACCGCGAGGCUGUGUUUGUUAAACUAUUAUAUCGAUUAAAAGAAUAGGUUUUUUAACUGUUAUUAUCGAAAGGCAUUGUAACGUUGCGACGUUGUAUAUAAUACAUUCAUGUUGAUUUCACGUCUUUCUCUCCUCGGUUUGAUACCAAGACGAUAAGAUAUACAUAUAUAUAUAUAUACAUAUACGGUCGUAUCAAUACUCCCGUCCUCGUCUCUUCGUAAUUAACUUUUACUUGCGAACGUUCCACACUAUACUCACACACACACACAGACACACAUACACAUUCGAAAACCAUUUGUAUCGAUCGAUCGAUCGACCCUUCUCACACUUCUCAACACGAAGACACUGCGAAUCAAAACCAUCACGCCACACGUUAUACAGACGCUCGUGCAUUUUUAUGAAUGACAAGCCAUGGACAAGUAUCAUUAGUGAAUAAUAAGUAUUAUGAUACGAACAAUA